AUGGCCCUGUCCCCUGCGUCUCUCCUCAUGCUGUGCGCCUGGCUCCUCUCCGUGCGCUACGCCUCAUCCACGGACCAGCGGGAUCUGCGCACUCAGGAGCGGCUUUUCCUCUCGUCUCUGGGCCUGAGCUCCAGACCCAGGCCUGGAGGCGGUGCAGGGGCGGGAGGAGGCGGUAUCCCAGGCCGGUCUCCACGAGCACAGGUCCCCGCGGCGCUCUGGAGGAUAUUCCGCAGCUCAGAGCGCAAAAAGCAGCGAUCGGUUGAAGAGGAGAGCGACCCAUGUACUGUGGAGGAGUACGGGGUGAAGGGCAACAUCAUCAGAUACGUGCAGGACCAAGGUGGGGAGGACUCGGCCUGGAGCACUCUGGAGAAGCAGCUCUACUUCAACACCUCGGUGCUUCAGCCGGUGGAGGUUUUAACGUUGGCGCGUCUAGAGCUGCGGUUCCUCUCCAGAGAAACCCUCUCCACCGGCCGCGGCCUCAGCAUCGCCCUCUACAGGAUCCUCCGUGCCACACUCAAAGGUGUGGACCGUCAGACUCACCGCAGGCUGCUCCUCUCCCAGUCCGUGCAGCUAAAGCCGGGCUCUACCACCGUAACCCUGGACCUAACCUCUGUGGCUGAGGCCUGGAGGAAACCGGGACGCAACUACGGGCUGGAGCUUGAGACGGUCCCACUGCUGACACACCAGGAGGAGGUGCUGGCCUUUCAUCCUGGCUCGGUGCAGCCAGAGUGGUCCUUGCCUCUCGUUCAGGCCUCCAUGGUGCUGGUCUCUCUGAACCCGGAGCAGUGCCGCUCGCGUCAGAGGAGGAGUGCCAUGCGUCUCCCGGUCUUCAGGUCCAACGUGUGCAAAGCACGGAGACUGUACAUAGACUUCAGAGACGUGGGUUGGCAGGACUGGAUCAUCGCUCCUCAGGGUUACAUGGCCAACUACUGCCUCGGUGAGUGCCCCUUUCCCCUGAGCGAGAAGCUGAAUGGGACAAACCAUGCCAUUCUGCAGACUCUGGUGCACUCCCUGGACCCCCAUGGGACGCCCCAGCCCUGCUGCGUGCCCAUCCGCCUGUCGCCCAUCUCCAUGCUCUACUAUGACAACAACGACAACGUGGUGUUGAGGCACUACCAGGACAUGGUGGUGGACGAGUGUGGCUGCAGAUGA
Knipowitschia caucasica is the source of this 1152-nucleotide messenger RNA. The record is from the annotation of a GenBank genome assembly. NCBI's taxonomy places the organism in Eukaryota, Metazoa, Chordata, Actinopteri, Gobiiformes, Gobiidae.